This is a messenger RNA of Capsella rubella, 1231 nucleotides long. RefSeq names its product probable WRKY transcription factor 13. Gene Ontology annotation, biological process: regulation of DNA-templated transcription. Bases 123 to 1031 code for a protein of 302 amino acids. The transcript has 3 exons. NCBI's taxonomy places the organism in Eukaryota, Viridiplantae, Streptophyta, Magnoliopsida, Brassicales, Brassicaceae. The record is from RefSeq and is a predicted model, not a curated record. Gene Ontology annotation, molecular function: DNA-binding transcription factor activity; sequence-specific DNA binding.
ACUCUCAACCCAAAAAAAUCAAACAAAAUAUCAACCGAAACCAUAACCAAAACUUUCUCUCUCACACGCACACACACAAUCUUAAGUUCGUCUCGCUUUUGCGUAAAAGAAGAACGACAGAGAUGGGUACGAUAAACCAAGGAGUAAGUUUUUUUGAUGAAUCGCAGACCAUCAUAAACCCUAAUAAUAGUAACCAUCUAGGUUUCUUCUUCUCUUUCCCUAGCCACACCUUAUCUUCAUCAUCUUCUACCUCUUCGUCUUCUCCCUCCUCUCUUGUGUCUCCAUUUCUAGGUCAUCACUCCUUAAACUCCUUUCUUCACAAUAACCCCUCUUCUUUUGUUUCUCAUCCUCAAGAUCCCAUCAAUCUCAUGACCAAUCUCCCCCAAUCACUAAUCUCGUCUCUCUCCACCUCGAAACAAAGAGAUGAUCAUGAUGGCUUUCUUGAUCUCGAUCAUCAUCGUCUUACCGGUAGUAGAUCAUCCCAAAGACCCUCACCAAAUCCAUGGGCAUGGAGUAGUCAAGCGGGAUAUGGAUGCAGCCAGAAAAACAACCAUGGAAGCGGGAUUGAUAUUGACGAUAAUGAUGAUGAGGUAGGCGAUGGUGGUGGUGGAACUAAUGAUGAUGAUCAUCAUCAUCAACAUAAUUCUGCUCGUCGUCAUGAAAAACAUAACACGGCGUCGUUAGGCGGCGUUGUUUCUUCUCUGAAAAUGAAGAAGCUUAAGACAAGAAGAAAAGUGAGGGAACCGCGGUUUUGCUUUAAGACACUUAGCGAGGUUGAUGUCUUAGAUGAUGGCUAUAGAUGGAGAAAGUAUGGCCAGAAAGUCGUCAAAAACACCCAGCAUCCCAGGAGCUAUUACAGAUGCACACAAGACAAGUGUAGAGUGAAGAAGAGAGUGGAGAGAUUAGCAGAUGACCCAAGAAUGGUAAUCACUACUUACGAAGGAAGACACCUUCACUCUCCUUCUAAUCAUCUUGACGACGACUCUCUCUCUUCCUCUCACCACUCUCCUCUCUCCAACUUCUUCUGGUGAUUUCAAUUUGUAUUUUCUGUUGAAUCAACCAAUCGACCUUGCCCCCAAAACUAAUUUCGUAUUAUUAAUCAAUACCUUAGAUUAAUAAAAAAGGGAAAAAGUUAUACCUAUAUAUAUAUAUAUAUAUAUGUUCUCGUUAAUUAUGAAAUAGUUACGAUGUUUUAGUAUGUGUAAUGUGUUGGUUUGUGUUUGUAAGAUGA